This is a messenger RNA of Cicer arietinum (chickpea), 894 nucleotides long. RefSeq names its product non-specific lipid transfer protein GPI-anchored 14-like. The record is from RefSeq and is a predicted model, not a curated record. Gene Ontology annotation, molecular function: lipid binding. Gene Ontology annotation, biological process: lipid transport. NCBI's taxonomy places the organism in Eukaryota, Viridiplantae, Streptophyta, Magnoliopsida, Fabales, Fabaceae.
ACAAAUAACAUUCUUCACCAACACCACACUACUCUACCAAUAUUUAUUCAAUUACUCUCAAUCUCACAUUACCUCAACCACAUCACUUCCUAUCUCAAUCCUUUCUCAACAUCACACACAAAACAAAAUGAUCCACCAAAAUACAAAAGCCAUGGUUCAUUUCCUACUACUAGCUUCAAUGAUAGUGUGGAAUGGAAUGGCAGAUUCAUCAAAAGACAAAGAUGAAUGCACAUCACAAAUUACAGGGCUAGCAUCAUGUCUCCCUUAUGUUGAAGGUGAAGGAAAAACACCAGCACCAGAUUGUUGUGAUGGUCUUAAGACACUGCUCAACACUAACAAAAAGUGUUUGUGUCUUAUUAUUAAGGAUCGUAAUGAUCCAGAUUUGGGUGGUAUACAAAUUAAUGUGACUUUGGCUUUGGGUCUUCCUACAGUUUGUAAUGCCCCUGCUAAUAUCUCAAAGUGUCCUGAGCUGCUGCACAUGGAUCCCAAAUCAGCAGAGGCUCAAGUUUUUUAUGGCUCCAGCAAUGUUGGUCCAGGGCCUGCACCUAGUCCUUCAGAUGGAGCAAGUCCUGAAGGCACAAGAAGUACAACACAGAAGAGUGAUGCAUUCAGCAAGAAGAAGGGAUUGUUUGGGUUAGACGUUUUGGGUAUUGGGCUUUUACUUUGGUGUUUAUUUGGCUCUACUGUUGGAAACUUUUACAUUUGGAUACCAAUGUGAAUAUUGAUUACUUUUUUCAAAAAGUGUUUACUUUUCUUGGUAUACAUACAUACCAUUGAAGUUAUCUUUUGUAAAAGUAUCACUAGUAUGGUGUAAUUUUUUUUUUAUGAAUAAUUAUUAAUUAUUAAAAGGCGAGCAAAUGGGAGCUAAAAUAUAAGGUUUAUUUAUUUUGUGAA